AUGGGGAGUGUCAGCGACCUAAGGAAACAGGACGCCUGCCUCUAUGCUUUGGAUGCUAACCGCGCGCCCUCUGCUCUCGAGCUCCAAGACCAAUCCAUGAACGGCGUCUUGCAAGUAUGUGCAGAACCACUUCAACCCGCAUCGGACGUGGUGGCCGAUGAGUUCAAACCAUUAGGUUAUGGCGACAAUACAAAAGGAACACCGGGAGUCCUGCGUAGUCUGGGGGAGUCUGCAAGUCUUUUGCAUCAAGUCCCGACCAGGCACUGUCCUGCCCCCGGUGAAUACAUAAGCAUAAUUCGAGAGCUUCCGUCUCAAAGACAUAUAGACAUUCUGGCGCAAGACUUCUUCAGAAAUGUAGCAUGGCACUACGACAUCGUCGACGAAGCUACCUUUAUCAGUCAGCUUUCUCAAUGGCGCCGCCUGACCCAUGAGCAAAUCAAAAGAGGACCGGCCGCUUUACCGGUCACACUCCGGUCUUUCCCUAGUCUUCUCUUCCAAGUUCUAGCACAAGCCCUUCUUUUCCAACCCGCUCAAUACAACGAGAGCCUGAAUGACCUCAAGUACGCCGUCGAUAUGGAGCUAGCAGACCGGGCGGCGGAAUACAGUGAUGCGGGCCGUCGACUCGCUUCAUGCUUCAGAAAGAGCGAGCCCACUCUCACGGGAGUGCAGGCUGAGCUGAUGCGAGCCUGUUUUGAAAAGACAACAGGGGCAGUAAUCGAGGCAUGGCACACGCUCGGGACUGCUAUCCGCGAUGCUCAAGAACUCGGUCUACAUCUGAUGCAACCAGAGUCUACGAUAUACUCGACAGUUGGAAAGCCAUCCGAUCGCGAACUGGGCCGCAACGUCUGGCUUGUGCUGCACCUAUGGGAUGCUCAUAUGGGUAUUGUACUUGGAAGACCCAUGUCGACAAGAAUGAGUUCCAGCGACGUGGCCUUGCCAAUGUCAUCAAGGGACAGCUCUGGCAAGCAACGCCCACCGCAACCUCGCGACGUUAUCUUGUGCGGCUAUCACACGGCUUAUAAGUUCCUACAGGACAUUCAUAAUCUCGACAGAGUAGACGACUGGCGUGCCAUAGUUGAGAAAAUCCACGAAACUAUUCUUACCAAUAUUGCGAACCUUCCGGCAUGGGCAACAGCCCAAAGGUCACGCCAUGGGGAACCCCCUUGGCUUUCUGCAGCCUUGCAAACAAUGUUGACUAAUGUCCACUUUGUCGUUUUUGCUCUACAUCGACCCUUCAUCUUUGCAGAGCCGAGCAGCCGCCACAGGGCCUUUGACGCGGCGAUGCAGAUCUUGGACUCUCAAGGUCGUCUGUUCGACCAAACGGAGCCUCUGCAGUACAAGGCUUUUAGUUUGGUGUUCUCGACGUUUGACGCCAUGGUUCUCGUUGCAGCGGUGCAUAUACGCUUUCCAGACGAGCAAAGGGAACAGUUUGCAGCGACUAGGAGGAACCUAGAGUUGGGCAUCGAAAGACUAAAGUCUUUGCAGGCCAGGAGGAAUGUCCUUGCCAAUUCUGCACUCAGCAUUAUCGAACGGCUGUAUGGAAAAGUGCUUGCGGUUGCGCAUUCGGAGGAACCAUUAGGCCACCACCAGGGAGGUACUGAUGAUAGUGGCUUUAUGACAAUGGAGGCAGAGACGAACUGGGACGGCAUUCUACAACCCGACCUUGGGGAUGUGAUGGUUCCUCAACCGAUGAACGAGCUACUACGCAGUGGGUAUUUGGCUCAGCCAUUAAACACAAGUCCUUCAUACCAAGCACCGUAUGGGCAAUAUCAGUUCGGGACCGACAUUAUGGACACUUUUGGAAGUGAUCUGAUGUCGUAUGGCAGCACCGACGACACAUCACAUGGCAUGAAGUAG
Messenger RNA from Fusarium musae, 1857 nucleotides. RefSeq lists its product as uncharacterized. The transcript has 3 exons. The record is from RefSeq and is a predicted model, not a curated record. Gene Ontology annotation, biological process: DNA-templated transcription. Lineage: Eukaryota; Fungi; Ascomycota; Sordariomycetes; Hypocreales; Nectriaceae. Gene Ontology annotation, molecular function: DNA binding; zinc ion binding. Bases 1 to 1857 code for a protein of 618 amino acids.